Hordeum vulgare subsp. vulgare (domesticated barley) is the source of this 1561-nucleotide messenger RNA. RefSeq names its product malate dehydrogenase, glyoxysomal-like. Gene Ontology annotation, cellular component: cytoplasm; chloroplast. The transcript is spliced from 9 exons. Gene Ontology annotation, molecular function: L-malate dehydrogenase (NAD+) activity. The record is from RefSeq and is a predicted model, not a curated record. Lineage: Eukaryota; Viridiplantae; Streptophyta; Magnoliopsida; Poales; Poaceae. Gene Ontology annotation, biological process: tricarboxylic acid cycle; malate metabolic process. Bases 240 to 1316 code for a protein of 358 amino acids.
GGGCAGAGCUUAGCGAGUAGCAGUGGCGGAGAAAAGAGAUGAGCUUCUCGGGACUGGUCACCCACCUCGCCUCACCACCGCCUCCCGAUCCCUCCGCCCACUCCGAGCCACAGCCCACCGGAUAACGCCUCCCGCAACCCUCCAAAGCCCCCCACCGCUCUCUCACCCCCACCCAUAAACCCCCGCUGCCCAGAUCCUCCUCGCCCCUCCUCCCUCCGCCCCGUCGCCGCGCCGCCGCCAUGCAUCCCGACGCCACCUCCCCCUCGCACCGCAUCGCCCGCGUCGCCGCGCACCUCAACCCCACACGCCCGCAGAUGGAGGAGGGCGGCGCGGCGCUGAGGCCCGCGGCGUGCCGCGCCAAGGGCGGCGCCCCGGGGUUCAAGGUGGCCGUGGUGGGCGCGGCCGGGGGGAUCGGCCAGUCGCUGUCGCUGCUCAUGAAGAUGAACCCGCUCGUCUCCGUGCUCCACCUCUACGACGUCGUCAACACGCCCGGGGUCACCGCCGACGUCAGCCACAUGGACACCAGCGCCGUGGUGCGUGGCUUCAUUGGCCAACAACAGCUUGAGGCAGCACUUACAGGAAUGGAUCUUGUCAUCAUCCCUGCCGGCCUCCCAAGAAAACCAGGAAUGACAAGGGAUGAUCUGUUCAACAAAAAUGCUGGGAUCGUUCGCUCGAUCUGUGAAGGCGUUGCCAAGAGCUGUCCUAAUGCAAUUGUGAAUUUGAUCAGCAACCCUGUGAACUCAACCGUCCCCAUUGCUGCGGAGGUUUUCAAGAGAGCCGGAACUUACUGUCCCAAGCGUCUCCUUGGAGUGACAACACUUGACGUAGCGAGGGCUAACACCUUUGUGGCGGAAGUGCUUGGAGUUGAUCCAAGAGAAGUCAAUGUUCCAGUUGUUGGCGGGCAUGCAGGGGUCACUAUAUUACCCCUCCUGUCACAGGUCAGCCCCCCAUGCUCAUUCACUCCAGAUGAAAUCAGCUAUUUGACUAACCGCAUUCAGAACGGUGGUACAGAAGUUGUGGAGGCAAAGGCUGGAGCAGGCUCUGCAACUUUGUCAAUGGCUUUUGCUGCUGCAAAAUUCGCUGACGCAUGCCUGCGAGGAAUGCGCGGUGAUGCUGGCAUCGUGGAGUGUUCAUAUGUUGCAUCUGAGGUGACAGAGCUGUCGUUCUUCGCAUCGAAAGUGAGGUUAGGUCGCGGUGGAGCCGAGGAGAUCCUCCCUCUUGGGCCGCUGAAUGACUUCGAGAGGGCUGGCCUGGAGAAGGCGAAGAAGGAGCUGAGCGAGAGCAUUCAGAAGGGCGUGUCGUUCAUGAACAAGUGAGACCGUACGAACGAACCGUCCCCGACCUAUACAAUACAAUACAUAUAGAUUUGCAAAGACUAAAGAACGAGUGUGAUAUAGUGCUCCAAUACCUGUGACCUGUAAAGCCACUCUGCAUGUGCAAGACAGUACUAGUACUACACCUUUAGCUGCACUGAGCCUUUUCCCCGAUCGUGGAAUAUAAAUCAUGUAGACAAGAACAUAUAUUCUUGUGAAUAGCUGGACCGAACAUGUUUACAGCCUCA